Diachasma alloeum is the source of this 5525-nucleotide messenger RNA. RefSeq names its product homer protein homolog 1 (gene homer). Bases 311 to 1582 code for a protein of 423 amino acids. The transcript has 6 exons. Gene Ontology annotation, biological process: regulation of store-operated calcium entry; G protein-coupled glutamate receptor signaling pathway. Gene Ontology annotation, molecular function: G protein-coupled glutamate receptor binding. Lineage: Eukaryota; Metazoa; Arthropoda; Insecta; Hymenoptera; Braconidae. Gene Ontology annotation, cellular component: plasma membrane; dendrite; cytoplasm. The record is from RefSeq and is a predicted model, not a curated record.
AAGGGCAGCACUUGUCGCUCGAAAAAUCGAUUAAACGCAGGUGCUGGUGUUGGAAAAACGGUUUUUCCGUCUAGUUCACGUUGUUCCUCAGUUGUUCCAUGAUCACCAGAGUAAUCAUAAGCCCCAGGAGUAGUGACAAGUGCCGAUAAUCAUCGCUGAAAGGCUCCAGAGGAGGUUUCGACAGUGGCUUUUACUUCUGUUGAAUAUCGAGAGCGUGAUAUUGAGAAAAAAGUGUUUUUUUAAUGUAAUUAGUUGGUGAAAACUCUUGUGAUUUAAUCUUUCAUGUGUCUGGGGAUAUAGCAUCGGCUUUAUGACAUCCGGAAAGGAAACUAUGGGUGAACAGCCAAUUUUCACAUGCAAAGCGCAUGUGUUUCACAUCGACCCCAAGACCAAACGGUCGUGGGUAUCAGCAUCAACUGCUGCUGUUUCUGUAUCGUUUUUCUAUGACUCGACGAGGAGCUUGUACAGGAUUAUUUCGGUGGAGGGAACCAAGGCGGUUAUCAAUAGCACCAUCACUCCCAACAUGACGUUCACCAAGACAUCGCAGAAGUUUGGACAGUGGUCUGAUGUCAGGGCCAAUACUGUUUACGGGCUGGGGUUCUCGUCGGAGGCUGAAUUGGGAAAGUUCAUCGAGAAAUUUCACGAGGUGAAAGAGGCGACAAAAAUAGCUGGUGCAAAGCUGCAAUCAAACAGUUCAUCAGUGACUCCAUCGACAAGUGCAAAUGUCAGUCCCAUAACCCAGCGCUCCUGCAUGCCCUCGUCCGAGCAAGAUCUCAUCGAUCCCCCCAAUUCAUCCAUGAUAAACUCAAACCUAUCAGCCUCGAACAAUCCCAAUCCCAAUGCCAACAUGAUAUCCGCACAGAACAGUGUGUCAUCGGUCAGCAGCAGUCCACUACCAGGCACAUGCCAGAACAAAGUCGACGAGGAGCUGAAGAAUGCUGUCCACGCUAGAUCGCAGAUCAUCAAUCAGCAGCAGAACACGGAGAGCCCACAGCAUCAGGGAAAACAGGGACAAAUGGGGGUCAACCAGGGACAGAGCAUGGAGAUGCAAUUGAAGUAUGAGAAUGACAGGCUAAAACUCGCAUUGGCACAGAGCUCGGCCAAUGCCAAAAAAUGGGAGGUGGAGCUCUCGACCCUAAAAAUGAACAACGCGAGGUUGACAAGUGCUCUUCAGGAAUCAACAGCGAAUGUAGACGAGUGGAAACGACAGUUGCAGCUCUACAAAGAGGAAAAUAUGCGUAUUAAAGCUAAAUACGCUGAUUUGGAGUCUGGAAAAGUGGCUGAAGGCAACAGUGAGGCACUCAAACUGCGUGUGGAGGCGUUGGAGAACGAGUUGAGGACAAGAAACGAGGAGUUGAAAGCCAUGACCAUGGCCACCAAGAACAAAGACUUCGUGGCCCUGCAGAAGGUGAACGACGAGCUUCGUGAGAUGCUGGGUGUUGUCCAUGAGCAGCUUGAGCUUGCAUUGAGUGCAAACAGAGUGCAGAAACAAAAUUUGGAUACAUUGAACUCACGAUUAGCUGGUUAUAUUCAAGAUUUAGCGACAGUGCAUCGAGAAAUAACCAACACACUUCAAACAUAAGUAAACAUUCUUUUUUUUAUUUGAAAAGAAUUUAAGAGAAUUAUUGUGACGCAGGACGUGACGACCUGAUCAUGACGUAAUGAAAAUGCAGGAUAUGAUUUUAAAACAGUAAAUGAAAUGCAGGAGGAGAAACACCAGAAGGGGGAGGAUGAGAAACGAAGGGCCAUGUUCCAAAAAAAUACAUAUCUUAGUAAACUCCUUCCAGAAGAAUUUCCACUGUGCCACUUUACGAGGGUUAACUUUAGUACAGAAUGUGCCAGAAUCUUUUUUUUCUUUUUUAUUUCAUGAGCUCGUUAGAGAAGUGGUGAAACGUGUGGGGAAAUAGUUGUCGAGUUGAAUUUAUUUCUGGUAAUUGGUUUGGUAAUCAGUUUAUCCCGAGAAUUAGUGGGUCUAUGGGAUAAUGUGGAAGGAUCUCCUUUUAUAGAUGAGAAAUUGUCAAAAUUGUCUCAAAUUUUAUCUAGAUAAUUUAAUGAUUAGUGUUUGAACUAUCUCAUGAAUUAUUGGAUUUUGGCUUUUGUCGAUUGAAAUAUCUCGCGAACGAAUGGGUUUAGGAGAAAAUGUGAAAAGAACUUUUUUGUGGAGGAGACAAUUCCCUGCGAAAAGUUUCCUAUGACAUUUUCCUCUAGGAGCACUCAUUAUCGAAAUAAUUCACCAUUCAACAGAAUGACUAACGUAAGCAAUCAAGUUUUUACGUUUUACUAUUUCAUUAUUGAUUUUUUACGCUUUAAUGCUUGCGAGGGCAAAUUCUUACAAUAUUUUCCAGAGCAGUCAUUAACAACGAUUCUUUACACGUCGUUGUCAAUCAUAAUCCGCCAUAAUUGUAUAAAAGUAUUUGAAAUCAGAGGGUGACGUAGAGAUUCAAUUUUUUUUUAAAGACGAAAUCAGUUUCGCAUAGGUGGUUAGAUAUUAUUAAACGUAACUAUUGUUAAUAUAAUUUUUUUACAAAUGAGACUGAUCGUUCUUUAGAGUAUUUUGCGUUUCUAUUGACUCGGAUUUUCGUCGCUUAAAUGAACAAUGAGAGCUUCAACAUGUGGAGGAGUUGAGGAAAACUGAUCAAAGGAGGUAAACAUAUCAGUAUUGUUGAUAUGGAAUGACGAUAAGAUUCUGUAGUUUUUUUUUGGAAACUGCCCCUUUGAUAUUUGUAGGAAUAACUAUAAUUGCAAAGUGCACGAGUAACAGUUAGCGAAUAAUUGAAUGAAUUAUUUCAAUCAAAUGACAAAUAAUUCACGUAAAAUUUAACAGAAAAAUCUGGCGCUUUUUAUAAAAAUUCUACCAGAAAAUUCUGUUUUCUUCACUGGAAUUGGCGCAUAAAACCACCAGAAUUAUUUGAUAGAAAGUGCCAGGUUUGUCUAUUAAAUUCUCUCAUACGUGUUCCCACAAAUUAUUUGGGUUUUGUGGUAUCUUCAGAGGGAAGUUGAACACCUUGAGACAGUGUUGCCCUAUAAUUCAUUUUGAGAACCAGAACUCGCAUGAAUUUUCAAUUUUUCAAUCUCACGAUGUUGACCCCAGAAAAUUUUCCAUUCCAAACACUCGAAAAAUUGUUCAUUAAUCAACGAAUAAUUUUUCAUGAAUUAUUAUUGCCGUUUGAAGAAUGCACAAAUGGGGAAUAAAGAAACACCUUCGCGCAAGUUCACGUGAAAUCAAUGAAUUAAUUGAUAUAGUUUGCGCAAGGGAGUCGUUGAUACUUUUCUAUUUUUAAUUUUUCGAUGAAUUUUCGGAAUGCCUGCAGUACGUCCAUUUUUUUAACCAAAUAAUUCAAUAACAAUUUGCCAACAAUGUUCGCACAACUCAAGUUGAUCAUCAACAUUGUCAAUUUACAGAAUGAUUUACUGAUAUUUUAGUUUUAACUACCAAUAUUUUUGGUAAAAUCAAUGAAAUAUUUUCCCUCGACUUAUGAUAUUACAUUGUCAGUGGGUGUUGAAAGAAUAACCGAAGUGUUAAUUUAACGAAAAUCAGGGAAAACUACAAAUUUGAGCUUCGCUUCCUCAAAACUUAGCCAAUGACACUCUCGUUUUACAAUUAUCACUGUUAUCGAAAAAGAAAAAAAAUGAAAAAAAGUGAAAAAAAAAUAUUAAGAAAGACUCAACGAAGUUGUUGAUGGAGUUUAUACAGUAGUCAUCUAGUCCUCCUCGUAUACGUGAGUCCAUGCACAAAAGAAAUAGUGAAAAAUAAAAAUCAUGAGAGACAAUUAAAUAAUUAAUGACAUGAGGUACGUGAGCGAACGCGCAAGUGCAGUUAAUCUCCAAAUAACUACUAUCAAAUCAUACUAGGACUUUGUUGUAAAUUUUAAUGAUACAUUUUUGGCAUUUACAAUAGUUGAGAGUUAUAAUGGGGGGAGUAAUUAUUUUGACAAAUGCACGAUCAUUGUAAACACCGAUCGGUCCUAUUGGGAUGCGCUGAGGGGGAAAAAUACCUGUGCCCCAUGGAGAAAACGAAUUUACGUGCUGAAUAAAUCAAUCAAUCAAUUUGAUGGAGAAAAAUCAGUUUUCUGAGGCAUUUUCUAGGAAUAAAUUCAUCCAAAACAUCGAAUAAUGCACGAUCCUUCUGGCAGAGGUAUCAUUUUCCCUCAGUGCGAUUAACGAAUGAGAUAACGUAUAUUUAAAUUGAUUCAAUUAACGUUAAAUUAAUCAACCCAUCGAUUUAUUUAAUGCAAGAUAUAAGUAUGCUCACCGUAAGACAAUAUUUUUCAAUUAAUUUUUUUAAAACUAAUCUUCCAGGAUUUUAACUUUGUACUCUUGUAUUGUAUUUAUCAGCAGCUAAUAAUCAUCGUAUUAAUGAGUUUAAGGUAAUCAGUGUUAUGAAUCUCAGUGGCAUUUUAUUUGUAUUAGGGAUGAUAUUAAUUUCUCUCGGCUGUUUUUUUUUUCGUUGUGAGAUUGCGUUGAUCAGCGUUGAUUAAUUGGUCUCGAGAGGAUUUGGGAGUGAAAACAUUUAUCAAUCGGGGGAACAGUUUGCAGUCCCGAAUAUUUUUCUGUGCAACUUCUGCCAUUACGAUAUUUUCAAUGGAAAGAUGAAAUUCUAUUGGAUAUUUUUUAUUAAAAAAACGCAGCAGAGCAGCAAAUUCUGCGAUUGAAUUGACCAAAACUAAUGGAAUAUUCAAUAGAAAUGUUCACCAGAAAAUGAAGAUUUAGUUUAAAUUAAGUUUUGAUCAGAUUUUUCGAUACAAAUGAUUUUAUCAAGAUAUUUCCUGUAGAUAAUGUCUCAAUAGAAGAACGAAAUCCCAUUGAUUUUUUCUAUUAAAAAAACGUGCGGAAUUCUUCAAGAGAAUCGGCCAAAAAUUAAUAUAAUUUUCAAUAGAAUCUUUUCGUAUUUCACUAUUUUUUUCACUCCCAAUGCCUCUUAAUGAUAUUGAUCUAAUGAAAAACGAGAAAAGUGAGGGGAAAAUUGAAAUACCAAAUAUUUAUUCCUUGAUAAGAAGUAAUUAGUCACGUAUUUAAACAUUUUAUAUGAAAGAGAGGGAAUAAAUUAUAAUUGACAUGUUUUUAAUCAUCGGAAUGAGUAGAUAAGUUUUUAACAUAUGUAAGUGAUGAUGUUUUUAACACGUGGAGACGAAAAAUCAUGCCAUUGGGGGAUGAGGGGUGCACAUGAGGCAUUACUGAUCGUUCUAUUUGUAAUGCCAAUUUGUCCAAUGAGUUGCCACAGUUUCUAUUGACACAAUGAUGAAUCUCGUUAGAUCUGAUUAAUCAUUUGUUACUGUAUCAUUUGUAAGAAUUCAUGGGAAUGUUCCUCAAUCGGAUGAUCGGUACAAACUAUUAAUGAUGUAUAUACAAUACUGUUUUAUUUAAUUGAAGGGGGGGAGGAGGUGAGGAUUUUGGUCAUCGGGACAACACGAUUUUGAGGGGAAGUAAUAAAUGAGGUAAUAACUAUGCAAUUGUUUGUGAAAUUGUGGAUGUUUUUAAGAUGAACCGAGAGAAAAUAACGUGGAUACGUAGUGAUUGAAAUGACA